UCGGGGCGCGCGCGAAACACCCGAGAGAUACCGAAUGUUCGUGACGUGUCAUGGCAGCAAUCGUGUGAUAUGAUAUGCCUCAACUGCCUCUCAAGAGAGAAGAGAGCUGUAUGUAUACGACGUUUGAUCCUUUAAUCCCUAAUGAAGUGCAUUGAAAAAAGUCGAAAUUUAAUGGACAAUUACGCACCCCGAUGAUUAAUAAAUUAAUCAAGUGUAUGAAUUGAGUGAAAUAUUUUUAUAAAUAAACACACAACGAUUGAAACUGCAACGUAGUUACAUAGAGAGACAAUGGCGUGUUCCAUGAAAAAUUUUAUUUUUUUCUGUCUUUUGUGUUUAUUAAAAUGUGCUGUGAGUUUUUACCUGCCGGGAUUGGCACCUGUUAAUUUUUGUAAAGCUGGGGAUGGCACUGGGACGUGUAAAUCCGACAUAAAGCUCUAUGUCAACAGAUUGAAUACAGUCGAGUCCGUGAUUCCUUACGAAUAUCACUACUUCGACUUCUGCAAAGGUGAUGAAAGCCAAUCACCAGUUGAAAACUUGGGUCAAGUAGUGUUUGGCGAACGAAUUCGCCCCUCCCCUUAUACUCUCUCCUUCCUUAAGAACAUGACCUGCGAGAAGCUCUGCACGAAGACAUACGUCGGUGGUGAUGAGCAAUCCGAGAGGAAAUUAGAACGUUUGAAGAAGGGAAUGGCCUUGAAUUAUCAGCACCACUGGAUUGUUGAUAACAUGCCAGUGACCUGGUGUUACCGCUCAGAUGAGGAUAGACAGUACAGGAGAACAGGGUUUCCCAUGGGAUGCUUCUCAAGCGAGAGUCGAUCCCUCCAAGAUACUUGCAGCAUGAACCCAGCCUACAGCAAGCCCAAUAAAUAUUAUUUGUUUAAUCACGUGGACUUGAAAAUCACUUAUCAUUCUGGGGGUUCUGAGGAAUGGGGCAAUACCUUUGGUGAGAAGGGCGGGAGAAUCAUCUCGGUGGAGGUAUCUCCAAGGAGUAUCAAGCAUGAUGAUGCCCGUGCUCUUGAUUGCACCUCCAAAGAACCACUGGAGAUCCGUUAUGAGAAGCUCAAGCCUGGAGAAAAUCUGGAUAUCACGUACAGUUAUUCCGUCAAGUAUUACAGGAAUAACACGAUAAAGUGGUCAUCUCGGUGGGAUUACAUACUCGAGUCCAUGCCUCAUACUAAUAUUCAGUGGUUUAGUAUCCUCAACUCACUGGUCAUCGUGCUCUUCCUCUCGGGCAUGGUUGCAAUGAUCAUGCUUAGGACUCUGCAUAAGGAUAUUGCUAGAUACAAUCAGGCCUACUUUCAGAUUGAAUCUGGUGAGGAUGCACAGGAAGAAUUUGGAUGGAAAUUGGUACAUGGCGAUGUGUUUCGUCCACCUAGAAAGGGAAUGCUGCUCUCGGUAUUGCUUGGCUCAGGUGUACAAGUAUUCUGCAUGACAUUAGUCACACUGGCAUUUGCAUGUUUGGGAUUUCUCUCCCCGGCGAAUCGGGGUGCUCUAAUGACUUGUGCUAUGGUCCUCUACGUAUGUCUCGGAACGCCAGCUGGUUACGUAUCUGCACGAAUAUACAAAAGCUUUGGAGGAGAAAAAUGGAAAUCCAACGUUUUGCUCACUGCUAUGUUAAGUCCAGGAAUCGUCUUCAGUUUAUUCUUCAUCCUCAAUCUUGUAUUGUGGAGCAAGGGAAGUUCAGCUGCUGUACCUUUCAGCACGCUAGUUGCCCUCCUAGCUUUAUGGAUUGGUGUCUCUGUGCCAUUGACUUUCAUUGGAGCAUAUUUCGGAUUUAGAAAACGAGCACUGGAACAUCCAGUGAGAACGAAUCAAAUUCCCCGACAAAUUCCAGAACAAAGUUUCUACACGCAAGCAAUACCCGGAGUCGUAAUGGGAGGAGUACUACCAUUCGGUUGUGUAUUCAUUCAACUUUUUUUCAUCUUGACUUCCCUCUGGUCUAGUCAAAUGUACUAUAUGUUUGGAUUUCUAUUCCUUGUAUUUCUUAUACUUGUCAUUACGUGUUCUGAGACGACGAUACUACUCUGCUACUUCCACCUGUGUGCUGAGGACUAUCACUGGUGGUGGAGGAGUUUUCUAACAUCUGGAUUUACAGCUGUUUAUUUAUUAAUAUACUGCAUACACUUUUUCGUCACAAAAUUGAAUAUUGAGGAUGCUGCCUCAACAUUCUUGUACUUUGGAUAUACACUCAUCAUGGUAUUCCUGUUCUUCCUUCUUACAGGUACAAUUGGUUUCUUUGCUUGCUUCUGGUUCGUCAGAAAGAUCUACAGUGUUGUAAAAGUCGAUUGAAAAUCUAAAAACUCAAACAUCAAAUAUGUGGAAAAAGAAGAAGAAAAAACCUCUCAUUCAGUGUUGAGGCCAUAUUUUAAUCAGUAUUUGGAAGAUUAAAGUACCCAAAAUCUAUGAAUUCUCCUUCUGUUCAUUGGCCUUGUCACAAUAAUUUUCAAUAAAUAAUAGGGCGGAAGAAAAUAACAAACAAACUCUCCUCCUCCUACUCCUCCAUUUCCACUGAAAUCAGAUAAUUCUGUACAAAUCGGCCAUUAAGCUCAUAUCGCCUAUUCAUUAAAAUUGUUUUCAUUCUUUAUGUGUUUACGUUUCUCCAAAUAUAGCUGUUCGUGACAUUGAGACAUUUUUGCUCUACCUUUAGUAAAAUAAAGAUAAUAUUAUAUUAUGAUAAUGCACAUUCUAUAAUUCGUCGACUUUUGUAAAUUAAUGAAACAAAUAAUCACUGUUUCAUCGUAGAAAUAAGAGUGUGAAUAAUAUAAAUAAAAAGAUAUUUGAUAAGUUAUGAAGGUGUGAAAAUUGAAAAUUAAUGUGUUACAAAAAAAUGUACAUGAUAAAAAGGUCUCUUCUAAACUAUCAUCUCAAGUCUCGUAUCAAUAUGAGAAAUGGUAGCCACAUCUAUACUGAUCACCUAUUAGUCACCUCAAUGUCACUUUUGAAAUAAUCUUUCAAUCCCCUCGAGAUAAGAUUGAAUAGUAAAUGACUAAACUAAUUUUUAAAAAUAGGAGGAGUAACAAGACAAAAAUUAAAUAAAGUACUUUCCAAUAUUCA
Messenger RNA from Diachasma alloeum, 3051 nucleotides. It is a transcript of the gene TM9SF2, whose product is annotated as transmembrane 9 superfamily member 2. The record is from RefSeq and is a predicted model, not a curated record. Gene Ontology annotation, biological process: protein localization to membrane. Gene Ontology annotation, cellular component: membrane. Lineage: Eukaryota; Metazoa; Arthropoda; Insecta; Hymenoptera; Braconidae. Bases 289 to 2286 code for a protein of 665 amino acids. The transcript has 9 exons.